GACUAACAAAUACUUUAAUCAAAAACCGGAAGCAAUUUAUAAUGAAAACAAAACAACAAUGAAGUGUCUGAUUUUCUGUUUAAGUAAUUUGGUUACUCUUGUUGUUUCACAGCCUGGGGUAAAUCCAUUACCAAGUGAUGUGUUGGUGAUACAGAAUCUGAAUGGCCAGUGUAACGGCAUUGCCAACCCCUUGAUACGCAAGUUGCAGGAACGCAACUCGUACAUUAUGAGGUCACAUGCAGAGGAAAGGACAUAUUACGAGCGUAGCAAGAACUGCGUAAUGACCCUGAUAGGCAAGCUGGGAUACCAGUGGGAGAUCAGAAUCAACAGUUUUGACGUCUACGGGGAGACAGACUCUGCUGGCAAUCCAACCAAGUGUUACGACUAUGUGAAGUUUUAUGAUUCCGAGCGCGUGGAUAAUGCAAAACUUCUGAAGGGCAUCAACUAUGAGACAGGGCUGUGUGGCACACUCACCCCGAGUACCGUCGGUCAGCUGCUAUUUCGCACCUGUGCAAACAUCCUCACCAUCCAGUUCUACACCCUAGACACACAGAAAGGCAGCAGUUCGGAGUUCCGGCAAGGGUUUGGUCUUGAACUAAUCCAGUAUGAGUGGACCAACCCCACUGGUGGGCCUGACUGUGACUUCGACCUCAAUGGCAUAGCGCCAGGAAUGUGGCGUGAUGGCACGUUCAGUGAGUUCCAGAACUCGUGGACAGACCAGCCUGUUAUUCCUGGCUACAUUUCUGGCGGAGCGGAGGCUAACUACGACAAGGAGAUAGCAGGCAUAACUUGCUAUGUGUGUCAGAACUGUCCUGUAGAGCCAUUUGAUCCUGUGCGGGAUGCUACUGGACAGGACACCAACUGUUACCGCUGUUCCAAGGAAUGGGACCAAGAGUAUCAGAUAGCCAAGAGAGCAUGCUACACAAGGACUAACUACCUCAACUUCAUUGAUAGUAUCCGAGAAAUCGAUGAGCCGUUCAUUGGGUGUCGUCAGAGUGUGGACCAGUACUCACGUACCAGAAACUACUGCUUCUGUGACACAGAUCUGUGCAACUGGGCAACAAGAUUCACGUGGAGCAAAGUCACACUGUGCCUUGUAGGGCUGGUCUCAUUGCUUCAUAGGCUGCUGAUAUAAAUAUUUGUAUAGUCAUAGUGGUGUAAAGGAUUGUUUGUUUGCCUUGCACCCGAGCAAACAGAUUCUAGAGUGUCUCUUUAAUCUACUAAAUAAAUUGUUUUAAUCUAAAUACUUUGUACACUCAAAUAUUUGAUACAUAUCAUUCAUCAUUUGUAUGCUUUAUUACAUGUGUGGAUUUCAUCUUAAUGCGUUGCAUACUCAAGGAUUUUAUACAUAUCAUUCAUCAUUUAUUUGCUUUGUUCAUUGUAUUCAUUGAUUUUAUGCAAUGCGUUCAUUAUUUUGUAUGCUUUUAUUUUGUAAAUAUUUGUUGAAAUAAUGGUUGUGUUUUUGUCUUAUUGUCACAUAAAUUGUGUACAAUCAGUUUUAAAAAUAUAUUCUGUAGUGUUCUAUAUUUUUAAAAAUGCUGCAAUUUUAAUAUUCAAUUUGCUGUUUUCAUAUUUAUAACAUCUUAUGCAAACUUCAACUUUAUUCAAACCAUGCGUAAGACAAUAUCCGACCUGGUUCUUCUUUUAAAAGUCAAUAGAAAAUGCUUUUAAAAAGUUUAUUUGUAUCAUGACAAUGUUCACAAUGCUUAACAAUUCUAAAUAUAAUAAAAGAAAAAUGAAUUUUAUCCUGUUCUUUUAAAACACUGUUAAAAUUUCAUAUAAAAGUAAAGAAAGCUUUUUUUUAUUACAAGUUAUUUUAAACAGCAAUAUAAAACACUGGCACUGUUUCUGUAAACACAAGAUGAAAAUAUGAAUUGGCAAUUAAAAAAAAACACAUCACGACAAGUAAGACUAGUACCCGACCUGUUUACCCAAAAUAAAAAUAUUAAUUGACAAUGGAAGAAACAUGAGGAAAGUUACAUGAGUACUAGUUCUGUUUACACAAGAUUAAAAUAUAAAUUGACAAAAAAUAUCACGACAAAUUACAAUAUAACACUAGUGCAAUAUUUGACUGUUUUUUUAGCUUGACUAUUAUAUAUGAAAUAUAUAAAGUGGACCUAUCCUACUCACGUUGGCGUGUGCGUGAGCAUUUAAAUGUUAAAGUUUGUGUACCACCUCAAAUAUUUUGUCCCUUGACAUAUUGCUUUUAUAUUUUGCAUACUUCUUAUCCAACAUGUCCCCCAAUCUAUAAAAAAGAGCAGACAACUGUAUCAAGCAUUUUGUAAGAAUUAUGGCCCUUUUUUCACUUAGAAUAUGCAUAUUUUUGAUAAAUAUAUGUUAACGUUUGUGUACCACCUAAAAUAUUUUCUAUGUCCGUUGACAUAUUGCUUUCAUAUUUUGCAUACUUCUUGACCAACAUGACUCCAAUCUAUAAACAAGUGCAGACAACUGUAUCAAGCAUUUUGUAAGAAUUAUGCUCCCCUUUUAUACUUAGAAAAUUGAAAUUUUGGUAAAGUUUUGUGUUUAGGUUCACUUUAUUCCUAAAGUAUCAAAGCUAUUGCUUUCAUACUUGCAACACUUACUAUCAUAAAAGGACUGUGCAGGAAAAUUUAUGUAAACCUGACUGGCAUGUUGACAGAAUAAUGGCCCCUUUUAUACUUAAAUAAUUGAACAUUUUGUUUAGUUUUGUGUUUUGGUCCAUUUUACUCCUACAGUAUCAUAGCUAUUGCUUUCAAACUUGGGAAGCUAGCUAACCUUCGUAUGGGGACUGUACAGGGCAAGUUGCAUACCUCUGGUUGGCUUUUUAAAGGAAUUAUGGCCUUUUUUGUCUUAGUAACUUUGAAUAUUUUGUUUAAUUUUGUGUUUAGGUCCACUUUACUUCUAUGGAAUCAAGGCUAUUGCUUUCAGACUUCAAAUACUUUCUUACUAUCAUGAGGGUACUGUACCUGGCAAGUUGAAUUUGACCUUGACCUUUGAAUGACCUUGACUCUCAAUGUCAAAUUAAUUAAUUGUGCUUAAAUUGCCAUAACUUCUUUAUUUAUGAUCAGAUUUGAUUCAUACUUUUACAAAACAACACUUACCUGUCAUACCACAAUGGAGACCACCCAAACCAUUCCCCACGCUCCACCCCAGAAUCCCCCCCCCCCAAAAAAAAAACAAAAUUCUUGUUUUUUCUUAUUUUUGAAAGAUCACCCACCCACAUUAUACCCCCCUCUCCAUCCCCACCCCAACCCUUACCUGUCCCCCCCCCCCCCACCAAAGAGAUUUUUUAUUUUUUGAAACAUGGUAAAAAAAACAAACAACAAAGAUUUAUUUUAUUUUAUUUUUGAAGGACCGUCAAACCAUCCCACCCAAGCUAUUGCUAUCAAACUUGAAAUAAAAUCUUAUUAGUUUGUUUUAUGUCUUUACAAAAUAUAACUGAACUCAGAAUCGUCUAUAAAGUACAACUUCUUUAAAACAUAAGCGAUCAAAAUGUUUCAAAUAUGGUCCUCUUCCACUUAGAAAAUGACUAUAUUACCUUGACCUUAUUGAAUAUGAACAAUUUCCCCAUGAUGGCUUACGUUAUACUGUCAAGCACUCGAAUAGCUCUUGUUAUGCCCCUGGUAGGGGAUAUAUAGAAGUUGAACUGUGUGUCCGCCUGGCAUUCGGUUUUAAAAGCUUUUUCCGAAAUACUUGUGUGCGAAUCUACCUACAAGUUUUACUUUCUUUACAAUUUACACUUACAGUUUUCCGGACUUUUAUCCUAAAUGCUUGCAGAGAUUAACCUGAUAUUUGGUGUUUGAUUACAUUACUCACAGAUCAUGUUCGAGGUUCUUUCCUGUCCAUUGAUAUUUGGUGUAUGAUUCUACCUACAUUACUCACAGAUCAUGUUCCAGGUUCAUUCCUGUCCAUUGAUAUUUGGUGUUUGAUUCUACCUACAUUACUCACAGAUCAUGUUCGAGGUUCAUUCCUUGUGUGAUUCUACCUACAUUACUCACAGAUCAUGUUCGAGGUUCAUUCCUUGUGUGAUUCUACCUACAUUACUCACAGAUCAUGUUCGAGGUUCGUUCCUUGUGUGAUUCUACCUACAUUACUCACAGAUCAUGUUCGAGGUUCAUUCCUGGUGUGAUUCUACCUACAUUACUCACAGAUCAUGUUCGAGGUUCAUUCCUGGUGUGAUUCUACCUACAUUACUCACAGAUCAUGUUCCAGGUUCAUUCCUGGUUUGAUUCUACCUACAUUACAGAUCAUGGUCGAGGUUCAUUCCUGGUGUGAUUCUACCUACAUUACUUAGAGAUCAUGUUCGAUGUUCAUUCCAGGUAGGAUUCUACCUACAUUACUCACAGAUCAUGUUCGAGGUUCAUUCCUUGUGUGAUUCUACCUACAUUACUCACAGAUCAUGUUCGAGGUUCAUUCCUGGUGUGAUUCUACCUACAUUACUCACAGAUCAUGUUGGAGGUUCAUUCCUGGUGUGAUUCUACCUACAUUACUCACAGAUCAUGUUCGAGGUUCAUUCUUGGUGUGAUUCUACCUACAUUACUCACAGAUCAUGUUUGAGGUUCAUUCCUGGUGUGAUUCUACCUACAUUACCCACAGAUCAUGUUCGUGGGUCAUUCCUGGAGUGAUUCUACCUACAUUACUCACAGAUCAUGUUCGAGGUUCAUUCCUUCAUUCCUGUCCAUUGAUUUUUGACAAAGUUACAAGCCUUAAACCUAAAAAUUACUCUUAAAUACGGUUUACACAGUUCCAGAAUGUUUGCUUUCAUAUACAUGUACUUACCUAAUUUUGGGUGAGUGAGUCUACCUGUAGGGCGCCUUUUGUUUCACAAACACAGCUCUUAUUUUAAUGCAUUAAUUUAUAAUACAUCCUUAAAAGAAAUUUAUUUUUUGUUCAAUAAUAAUCCAACUCAUAAUACAUAUUCCUUUACUUAAAUUUAUAAAGUUUGAUUUGUAUUGACCAAUAUUUACAUAAUAAUAAGCAAUAUUAUGUAAAUAAUUACAGGUUCUCGUGUUGUUUAUAAUAUUCCCUUACUGUACAUUAUUCCUGUUUUUCGUCACAUCAUCACUAACUUGUAGAAUUGUUAAUUUAUAUUGUUAUUUGUAUACACAGUUGAUGUCAUAUAAUGUCAUGUAUUUAUCAUUUUUCACAUUCCAACAAGUAAUUUGCUAAAAAAAAAUGUGUUGUUUUUGCAACUAAAAACUAUGUUAUUGAUUAAAAGGAUGAUAUUUAUGCCUCCCUGCAAAGAAGAGGCGGUAUUAUGUUUUGCUGAAUGUUGGUGUGUCUGUCAGUAGACCAGUUCUUUUCUUAUCAAUAACUCGUUAAUGAUUUGACCAAUGGGCGUGAUACUUCACAUGUGAAUUGGCGUUUCACAGUAGAUGACCCCUACUGCAUUGGGGUCACUAGGUCGCUUGAUAAUUUACAUGUGCAUUGGCCUUGGACAGUAGAUGACCUGUAUUGAAAUUGGGGUCACAAGAUCAAGGUCACUAUAACUAGAAAUGUGAAAAUUGUUUCCGACUAAUAACUCGUCAACGAAUUGACCAAUUUGCUUGAUACUUCAAAUAUGCAUUGGACUUAGACAGUAGAUAAUCCCUAUUGAAAUUGGGGUCACAAGGUCAAGGUCCCUGUCACAAUAAGUGUGAAAAUCAUUUCCGAUCAAUAACUUGUCAACGAAUUGAACAAUUGGCUUGAUACUCCCCAUGUACAUUGGCCUUGGACAGUAGAUGACCCCUAUUGAAAUUGGGGUUACUAGGUCAAGGUCACUGUCACAUGAGUGUGAAAAUCGUUUCUGAUAAAAAAAAUAUUGAAAUUAGAGUCACUAGUUUUAAGCCCUGUUGGGGGAGGGGGCAUAUGGCUCCGACUCUGGACUGAGAGAAUGAAAAUCAGACGCAUGGGCUUAACCCUGCAUUUUAGAUGAAAGUGUAGAUUUUAAUUAUUAAACUCUUGUCAUGUGAUAAUAUAAGACAUUUCAUAAUUUAGACAACUGAGCCAGUGUUCGCCAACCGAUAUUAGACUUUUACAUGGGAUUAAUUAGAUGUUCUUCAGAUUUUGUGCAUGUAGAAAAUAUCAAAUGAAAUAAAAACAUUUUUAUCUUUUG
Dreissena polymorpha is the source of this 6073-nucleotide messenger RNA. RefSeq lists its product as uncharacterized. The record is from RefSeq and is a predicted model, not a curated record. The transcript is spliced from 9 exons. NCBI's taxonomy places the organism in Eukaryota, Metazoa, Mollusca, Bivalvia, Myida, Dreissenidae. The coding region runs from base 59 to 1135 and encodes 358 amino acids.